Molecule: messenger RNA, 719 nt
Organism: Zingiber officinale
Lineage: Eukaryota; Viridiplantae; Streptophyta; Magnoliopsida; Zingiberales; Zingiberaceae
Product: probable U6 snRNA-associated Sm-like protein LSm4
Exons: 7
Coding region: 140-589 (149 amino acids)
Biological process (GO): P-body assembly; spliceosomal snRNP assembly; mRNA splicing, via spliceosome
Cellular component (GO): U6 snRNP; spliceosomal tri-snRNP complex; P-body
Molecular function (GO): U6 snRNA binding
Source: RefSeq, a predicted model, not a curated record
CGCACCGAGGCGAGGACUGGGAAUCAAGUUAGGGUUUGGGGCCACGCAGCUCGAGGUUUUUGCUCUGGUGCAGGCGAUCGCUAUUUUCAUAACGUAUCUGAUAGCUGCCUUCCGUUAUUUGGACGUCUGAUCUUCGAAUAUGCUUCCCUUAUCGCUUCUGAAGACCGCUCAAGGUCAUCCCAUGUUGGUGGAGUUGAAGAACGGGGAAACAUACAAUGGGCACUUGGUGAACUGCGAUACCUGGAUGAAUAUCCACCUCCGUGAGGUUAUUUGUACGUCAAAGGAUGGUGACCGAUUUUGGAGGAUGCCUGAGUGUUACAUUCGUGGGAAUACCAUCAAGUACCUUCGAGUUCCAGAUGAGGUGAUUGACAAGGUUCAAGAAGAGACCACCAAAAGUCGUACAGAUAGGAAGCCUCCUGGAGUUGGUCGUGGAAGGGGACGAGGAGGCAAGGAAGAUGGCAUUGGGCGAUCUGCCAAAGGGAUGGGUCGCAGCCAAGAUGAUACAAGCGGCAAAGGUGGUGGUCGCGGCAGGGGUGGAGUCGGCGGUAAAACUGGUGGUUCCAGAGGUGCAGGGCGCAGCCAUGGCUGAUACUCUGAAGCUGAAGGCGACCUCCUGUCUAAAUUGUUUCAAUAUUUCUUAAAUCCGAAGACUAUUUGGUGGAUGUUAACUGUCAGCUAUGUGAAUCAUCUACUUGAUGGAAUGCCUUUUCACCAUUGAA